ACACCAGUCCACCAGUCGUUGCUCGUCAGUCGCCAGUCGUCUCUGACAGACGUCAGUAGUGCCAGUACCGCGCGAGAGCUCGGUCGCGACGCGCGUAUUUAUAAAAUUAUUCGUAAAUUUCGUGAGUGACAUCCGUCGCUACAUAAGGUUGUCUGUGUUGAACCCUAUCCCUCUUCCCUCAUCAUGGACGCCCACCAUCACGAUCACGACCACGAUCAUGACCACGACCACGACCACGGCGGCUCCUGCUCCUCCAGCCACAAGAUGGUGUUUCACGCGGGGGUGUGUCAGGAGAUCCUGUUCAGCGGUUGGAAGACCACGACCGCCCUGGAGCUGUUCGGCUCAGCGGUGGCUAUCUUCCUGGCUGGCGUCCUGUACGAGGGUCUGAAGUACUACCGCGAGGCCCUGUACGCCAGGGCUACCAGCGCCACGGGCGACUCGCAGGUCAACAUCACUAAGAAUGAAUGUGGACCCUCCGGGAACUGUGCGGGGACGGCAGUUGUCAAAUAUUCGAUGUUGUCGUGCGGCCACUUCGUCCAGACCCUGCUGCACAUCCUGCAGACGACCGCUUCCUACGUGCUGAUGCUGGUGUUCAUGACGUACAACGUGUGGUUGUGCCUGGCCCUGGUGCUGGGCCUGGCGGUCGGCUACUUCUUCUUCGGCUGGAGGAAGAGUACCGUCGUCGACGUCACCGAACACUGUCAAUGACCUCGUCCUCCUAUACUCCUUGUAACAGAAUCCUAGUUAUAAGUUUAAUGUGACAUUCGUUUCUGUCACAUUUUUUAUUAUGACAUUCCUAUAAAGAAGCGACCGCGACGAUUUUUAUUUUUGUAUUCAUGUAUGUAUUUAAUUUUGUAAAGUACUUUUACUUUAAGGGAAAAACACAAUUUAUAUUAUUGUUAUUGUCGUUAACGCUGAAUGGGAGCAGUAAUGUAAACAAAAUGUUAUACAAUUUAAUGUAAGGAAGAUUGUAGAAAACUGUUUAAUGUGAGCUAUACAUUUCCUUAAAACAUUUCAUAAAAUUUUAAUCUUUAUAAAAAUUAUGAAAUGUGUUCGAUUACUUAUAUUUUAUUAUCAUUAUUUCGCUUGGAACUCAAAGUUAUAAGCUGUUUGUAAAUAAUGUAUAAUAAAUGAACACUGGUUCACCAAACAUUUAAAAGAUUGUAAAUAACGCCAUCUAUUGCAGAAACUGAACCUUAUAUAUUACUAAUUGAUCGUAAUGACAGGAGAUGGCGUGCAAACCACUUAUAAUUAUUUGUGCAUCGAAAAUAUGAUUCAUUUUAUAUUUCAAAAGAAUUACAAAAGUUUAUAUGACUUUAAAGUAUUUAGUUAGCUCUUAUAAGAACGUAUAGGAAUUACUGUAAAGAAUAAAAUCUGUACCAAUCUUGCCACGUUGUAAUCAUAUCACUAUGUAUGUUCUAAUAAAUAAUUCCUGUUUUUACAAAAUGUGGACUACAAUGUUAGAUGAUAUUAAUAUGAUGCCUUUAUUUUAACAUUCCUUGUAGAGGCUAGUACUUUUUUAAUAUAUAUUUUUAUUGGAUUUUGUUUUAUACCUUUUAUUCAUAAUUGCUCAUUUAUUAGCGGCCAUUUUGCGAACCAGUACAAGGAAUAUUUUUUUUUCAAAUGUACGACCGACAUAGGAUAAAACAUUAUGACACUACAAGUUUUUGAAGAUUUUGUUAAUUUAUUAUUUUUAUUAAAAUUUGAAAUGUUUUAGCUGCAAUAAAUAUUUUUAAAAAAUAAAAUAAAAUGUGUAAACUUGUGAUAUUUGCUAUCUAUAGAUAUUAUAAGAAAAAGUAUUUUUAUUGUAUUAAAUAAAUUUAUAAACUUAAA
This is a messenger RNA of Danaus plexippus (monarch butterfly), 1833 nucleotides long. RefSeq names its product high affinity copper uptake protein 1-like. The transcript has 4 exons. Gene Ontology annotation, biological process: copper ion transmembrane transport. NCBI's taxonomy places the organism in Eukaryota, Metazoa, Arthropoda, Insecta, Lepidoptera, Nymphalidae. Gene Ontology annotation, cellular component: membrane. The record is from RefSeq and is a predicted model, not a curated record. The coding region runs from base 184 to 708 and encodes 174 amino acids. Gene Ontology annotation, molecular function: copper ion transmembrane transporter activity.